GUCUCUCUCUCUCUCUCCCUCCCUCCUUCUCUUUCUUUCACUCUCUUCCCCAGCAGGAGAGAAAAAAAAACACUAAAGCCGCCGCAGACGGACAAAACCUCGGUCCGGCACUCGACUUUGGUGGUUCAGCUGAGUCUCUAAACCUCGCUCGGAGCCUCGCGUCGUGAACAAAAACAACCAAAAAACCCCCGCACAAAAAAAAGAACCAUGUCUUGGCAGAGCUACGUGGAUAACCUGAUGGCCGACGGCAGCUGCCAGGAUUCCGCCAUCGUCGGUUACACGGACGCCAAAUACGUCUGGGCAUCGUCGGAGGGCGGCACUUUCAGCGGCAUAACGGCUGAUGAAAUCGAUGUCCUAAUCGGCAAAGACCGUGAGGCCUUCUUCACCAACGGGCUGACCCUAGGGAAAAAGAAAUGCUCUGUGAUCAGAGACAGCCUGCAGAUUGAUGGAGACUGGACUAUGGACAUCAGGACAAAGAGUCAAGGAGGGGAGCCAACAUACAAUGUUUCUGUAGGCAGAGCUGGCAAAGCAUUGGUUUUAGUCAUGGGAAAGGAAGGUAUCCACGGAGGACAGCUCAACAAGAAAGCAUUUAGCAUGGCUGAGUACCUGAGGAAAGUUGGAUACUGAAGCAGCCCUUAACCCAUCCAUCCACACAGCAGCUCUCACUGUAACACAUCCCACCACCCUUUUCCCCCCAUUUAUUAUUUGUCUUCUUCUUGUCGCCUUGACAGCACUUCCAGAUACAGUUAGUGGAUGCAUCGUUGACCCCCCAUCCCCAAUUUGUUUUAUUUUCAAACCCCGCACCACCUCUUCCACUCCACCUCCGCCCUUUGUGUUUAUCCAGCAUAUUUACACGUCCCUUGUAGUGCCACAGAAAAACAAGCACGUUGAUUUUACAAAGGCUUAUUAGAAACACCAGUACUGUACAUCUCACGAAAGCCGGAGCAUUAAAAUAAAACAAUCGGACCUCCCACGUUCGGAGCGCAGCCUCCGUUUACCAACGAACGAAGUCACUGUCCAGUUUUCCUGAGGCACUAAGUGGUCUGUCUUUUCAAGAUCGAUGCCUCUGCAAGUGCUUUGAGCCUUGCUGAGCUGUUAUUGUCUUCCUAGUGUACACAGCAUGCCCAGGAAAGGGGGGAAAAAGUGCAUGCAUAUCUAUCGUUUAGCAUUAAUAUCAUUAUAAUCGAUCCCCCCGGAAACUAUAACUAACUUUAACCUCCCCCCCAAACAACCUUCCACAUUUCAACUGUUCAAAAUAGUCGAAAUUGAACCACUGGCUUUUACACUACACUUUUUUUUUUUAUUUUAAAUCCUUAUAAUCCCUAUUUACUCUCUCUCCCCUUAAAGACACCUGACCACCUUAUGCUCUUUUUUUCUUGAUUGAUUAAUGCCCUACAUCAGAUGCUUUUGCUGUUGUACUUGGAUGUGGUCUUGUAAGUCCUUGGUGUAAUGUUGGAU
This is a messenger RNA of Colossoma macropomum (tambaqui), 1458 nucleotides long. RefSeq names its product profilin 2 like (gene pfn2l). The record is from RefSeq and is a predicted model, not a curated record. Gene Ontology annotation, molecular function: actin binding. The coding region runs from base 208 to 627 and encodes 139 amino acids. Gene Ontology annotation, biological process: actin cytoskeleton organization; positive regulation of actin filament bundle assembly; regulation of actin filament polymerization. The transcript has 3 exons. Gene Ontology annotation, cellular component: cytoplasm. NCBI's taxonomy places the organism in Eukaryota, Metazoa, Chordata, Actinopteri, Characiformes, Serrasalmidae.